Molecule: messenger RNA, 1712 nt
Organism: Zingiber officinale
Lineage: Eukaryota; Viridiplantae; Streptophyta; Magnoliopsida; Zingiberales; Zingiberaceae
Product: UDP-glycosyltransferase 73C6-like
Exons: 1
Coding region: 144-1661 (505 amino acids)
Molecular function (GO): UDP-glycosyltransferase activity
Source: RefSeq, a predicted model, not a curated record
UUUUUUUUUAAUAAAUUGUUAAUAAUACAAUACGAGAGAAAUUAUUCUGUCGUGUUCGAUUUCAUUGAGUCGUUGGAGGGAGGGAUAUAUAUACCUAGCCGGCAGUGCAAUUCAAUCACGACGCAGAUUCAAUUCUCAGGAAAAUGACCAAGAAGAUGAUCAACAUCAUCGAGCCCAGCAGCGGGCAAGAGAAGCCUCACUUCGUGCUGGUGCCGCUGUUCGCUCAGGGGCACAUGAUCCCCAUGGUCGACUUUGGCUGCCUCCUCGCCGCCCGCGGGGCCCUCGUCACCAUCGUCACUACUCCAGUCAACACUACUCGAAUCAAGUCCUUCGUCGAUCGCGCCAACGCUGAUGGCCUCGUCAUCCGCCUUGCUGAACUCCAAUUCCCCUGCGCCGAGGUCGGUCUGCCGGAGGGCUCCGAGAACGCUGACCUCGUCAUGGAAACCGAGAAGAUAGAUAAGUUCUUCCUGGCGACAAGCAUGCUGACCGAGCCAUUGGUUGCCUACCUUCGCCAGCAGUGGCCCAAACCAACGUGCCUCGUCUCUGACUCGAGCAAUCCCUGGACGAGGGAUGUCGCGCGCGAGCUAGGCCUGCUCCGCUUUAUUUUCCACGGGCCCUCCUGCUUCUUCCUCCUUUGCAGCCACAAUGUUCAUGAAUACGCAUCCUCCGGAGAUGUUCCCGGCGACUUCUUCCAGCCGUUCUUCGUCCCCGGCUUGCCUCAGAAAAUAGAGGUGGUCAGAGUGCAGGCUUUGAGGUUCUUUGACUACCCCGGGUGGGAGAAAUUUCUAGAACAGAAAACGGAGGCCGAAGCCACGGCUGAUGGGCAUAUCAUCAACACCUUCCGUGAGUUGGAGUCUCCCUUCCUCGACCUCUACCAGAGGGCUCUCGGCAAGACGAUAUGGCAUAUCGGACCGGUGAGCCUCUCCAACAAGAAACCCGAAGACGCAAUCUUUCGCGGCGACAAGACUAUAGCCGAAGAGGCGCAGCGGAUUUCCAAUUGGCUCGACGCCAAGGACACGGCUUCCGUCAUCUAUGUCAGCUUCGGGACGAUCGUCUCGAAUAGCCCCUCACAUACCUUGGAGAUCGGAACUGGGUUGGAGGCGUCCAACCGGCCGUUCAUUUGGGUGAUCAAGCAGUGGGACAUAUUGCCGGAGGUGGAGAAAUGGCUGCCGGAGUUGGAGGAGCGAACGAGGUCCAGGGGGCUGAUACUGAAGGGGUGGGCGCCGCAGGUGAUGAUUCUCUCCCACCCCUCCGUAGGGGCAUUCCUAACGCACUGCGGCUGGCACUCGACGCUGGAGGCGGUGUCCCUCGGAAUUCCCAUGAUCACGUGGCCGCACCUUGCGGACCAGUUUCUGAACGAGAAUUUGGUGGUGAAGGUUCUGCAGACCGGCGUGGCGCUGAAGCCCCAAAUGAAGACGCUCUAUGUGUCGAGGGAGAGCGAGGGCUUGAUCGCGCGAGAGGACGUGGAACGGGCGAUAGAGGCGGUGAUGGAUGGAGGAGAGGAGGCGCAGGCGAGAAGACAGAGGGCGAAGCAACUGGCGAUCGAGGCGAAGAAGGCGAUGGAACCUGGCGGGUCGUCUUACGAGAGCUUAACGCUCAUGAUUCAGCAUGUAUUAGACGCGACUACUGUUAAGCUACAUGAUACGGAAACACAGAUAUAGGAAACAACAGUGAGACAAAUAAAUAGAAGAUAAUUAUUUUAUUAUUAUUAA